This is a messenger RNA of Bubalus bubalis (water buffalo), 3732 nucleotides long. RefSeq names its product maestro heat like repeat family member 8 (gene MROH8). Gene Ontology annotation, cellular component: cytoplasm. NCBI's taxonomy places the organism in Eukaryota, Metazoa, Chordata, Mammalia, Artiodactyla, Bovidae. Bases 29 to 3349 code for a protein of 1106 amino acids. The transcript has 23 exons. The record is from RefSeq and is a predicted model, not a curated record.
GGCCCGGAAACCGGCGCGAGUCAAAUGAAUGGGUGAAGCCAGACCGCGAGUUCGCCGCGGCUGCGGUUCCCGACUGGGUCUCGGGGAGACCCGUAGCUCGCGCCGUACCCACCGCCACCCUCUCCUCCACUCGCCCGCAGUCCCAACCGCUGGCCAGCCCCCCGUCAGACGCCGGACCCCCAAAGAGCCCGAGCUCAUGCCCCUGCCCCGCAGGGGAAGAGGACCCCUCCUGGCCGGCACCCGAAUGGCCAGCUCUAGCCCCCCGCGGGCGACGGCCCACUCGCCAAGGCGUGUAGGCCGCGGGACCCCCUUGUCGAGCCCUGCGCAACGCCUCACCCGGCAGCGCCAUUCCUCCGAGCAGGUCCCACCAGGGCCCGAGCCGCAGGCGGACUUCCGCUCGGGAAGGUGGCUCCAAAAGGGCUCCGGAGGGGACGCCAGGGACUCGCGGCAGACCCCGUGUGCUGGGAUGGGCUCCAGGCACAGGAUCUGUGGUCGAGAAGAAAUAGUGAUGCCUUGUGCUUCUGACAGUGAUUCAGGAAGUGUGGAUUUGCAGCUGGGCAACUUAGAGGAUAUUAAAAAGCAACCAAGUAGCCUUGAACUUACAGACUCAGACAUCUCGGAAAUCCCUGGACUCCUCAGGGAAUCCCUCACAGACACCUCCAGACACCUGACCCACCAAGGCCCCCUCGGUGAAGUCAUUGUUGAGCAGCUGAUCCAAUCCAUCCAGAAGUUUUUUAAUGGUGAACUAAAGAGUGAACUUGAGAAGCUGACAGCCCUGAGAUCUUUGUCUUCUCUCAGCCGAACUUUACCUUCUGAUGAAACCACAGAAUCAUUCAUUCACAGCCACAUAGCAGACAUUGUGCAUCUGCUAAGUACACUGGUGGAGGAGGAGCCCCUGCAGUCUCUCUUCAGCCCUGUGCUCCAGGAGGUCUUUAUCACCAUCACUGACUUCAGUUGCCAAGAUGUCUACUUGCUGUUUGGUUCUGAAGAUCGAGCUGACCUGUUCAGUCUUGUCACCAAAAGUGUAAUUGCUCUGCCCUCUAUCAAGACCCUUAUCCCUCCGCAGGAAAUCAUGCCAGGUGGAUCCUGCAAUUCAGAGUAUCUCUACAGGCAGACAUUCCAGGCGUUCGUUGAGAUGCUCCAGAGUUUGGUGAUAAAAGACCAACAUUUGGAAAAUCUUGACAUCAUUUUUAAGCACAUGGAUCCCUGGUUACAGUCAGACAAAGACCAUGAACGGGAACGGGCCACAGCCAGCAUGACUCAAGUUCUGAAGUGUUUAUUCAAACAUCUCAGCCUGCAACUUCCAGUGCGAUUCCAAAGACUUGGACACCUGGUGGCUCUGAUGGCUCUGCUGUGUGGGGACCCGCUGAAAGAGGUGGCCGAGGAGGCUGCGGAGGGCAUGCACUACCUGCUGCACAUCACGCUGAGGCUGAAGUGUAUCACUUACGACAAGAAAAAUCGCCAACGCUUGAAAAGAGCAGUGAAAAAAUGUCGAGAACUCCUAGAACUCUACAAUGUUAAACAGUUCUAUAGUUGUCCCUUCAGAAUUGCCCAGGUCUUUGAAGUUUUUCUCAAUUCCAACGAGCUCUACCAGUUUGUAAUGGCUACACUGGAUGGCCUGAAAAACCUGAAACAUCCCCACACGCAGCGGUCAGCGGGGGAAUUGCUGAAAGCAUUGGUGAAGAAUGCACAGUCCCGGUUUGAGAAGGUGCCAGAAAUUAUGGGUGUUAUCUGUGCCCUGCUCUCCACAAGCAGCCAGCCUAAUGUUCGCCAACAAAUCACAAAUAUUGUGAGUUUGCUUAUGUCCAGGCCAAAGUACACAGAUACAGUGAUCGACCACCUUCUGUGUCACCCAGUACCAUAUAACAGGCGUCUGGCUGAGUUGUGGAGAACUCUGGAGGUGGAGCUGCCCAAAACGACCUGGAUUCUCUGGAGACUCCUGAGGAAGCUGCAGAAAUGCCAUGAUUCUGACUCCCAGGAGAAGAUGGCCUAUGUGGCUGUUGCUGUGACAGAUGCCCUUUAUGAGGUGUUUGUGGGGAACAAACUCCGGGCAGCUACGUUCCGGCUCUUCCCUCAGCUUCUCAUGACACUGCUCGUCCAGGUCCACCACGCCAUCGGCCUCACCAUGUCUGAUGUUGCCAUCCCCAGUGGCCUGUACCCAGAACAGGAAGUGUCUUCAGAGGUCACCCCCUUGUGCUUCGCCAUACAGGCUACAAAGACUCUCCUCCUCAGAACAUUCUGCUGGCAGGAAUUCAACAUCAUGGAAAAGAAUAAAGGAUGGACCCUUCUGGAAGGAAAAGAUUGCCAUCUUCAGGGAGUAUCCCUCCUUGCCAAUGCAUUGCUGGAGAGAAAUCACCUCGUUGCACAUAAGGUCAUGUACCUGUUAGUACCUUUUCUUAACCGAGGGAACGAUAAACAUAAGCUCACAUCGGCAGGCUUUUUUGUGGAGCUUCUUCAGAGUCCAGUGGCUCGGAGAUUUCCCAGCAUAUACUGUGUUGCCCGCUUGAAAGACUGGCUACUUCUUGAAAAUAAUCCCUUUAAAAUUCUUGCCCUGAGGGGACUGUGCUAUCUUACCAGACAGGAGGAAAUGAGGGAAGACAUCAAGAGCCUGCUGCCAUGCAUCCUAGACCUUUUAUGUGAAUCCGACGAGAAGAUUGUUUUGUUAGCCAUUCAGAUACUCCUGCAAUUCGUCAGGACGAUGGAUUUCACCACCCUGACUGCCAUGAUGAGGACCCUCUUCUCCUUAUUUGGUGAUGUAAGACCGGAUGUUCAUCGUUUCUCCAUGACCCUCUUUGGAGCCUCCAUAAAGUCUGUGAAAUACGCAGAUAAGAAGGGUGUAGAGAGCCAAGUCCUGGACAGCUUGGUCCCACUUCUUCUGUAUUCUCAGGAUGAGAAUGAUGCAAUUGCUACGGAGAGCAGGCAAGUGCUAACUAUAUGUGCCCGGUUCCUGAAGUGGAAGCUGCCCCAAGCAGUGUACUGCAAAGAUCCCUGGUUCAUCAACCCUAGUGACGUUGCAACAAUCUGCAAGUUCUUUGGAAAAAAAUGCAAGGGGAAGGUCAACAUUUUAGCCCAAACAUUGAUGUUCUCCAAGAAUGCAAAACUUCCUAUCAGAAGAGCAGCAGUCUUAUUUGUAGGGCUCUUAUCGAGGUACGUGGAUCACAGUGAACUCGGGACGAAGGGUACUGACUGGAUAAAGGAUGAUCUGAAAAAACUGCUGCAUGACCCUGAGCCAUCUCUGCGCAUCAUCGCCUCCCAGGCUCUAUUCCGAAUCCAGAAGGCGGGGGCUGAACUACAUUCCAGGCAGACACUGUAUGGGCUGAGGAAGCUCAUAGGUUGUUUGCCUAUCUAGAAGCCCAAGGCAAGCAACACUAGGUAAAAAAAAAAACAAACAAACUAAUCCCUUCAGAAGCCCCAGAAGCACCUGGUGCUCCAUUAGCAAAAAACUUCCUCCACCCACUUAAUCACCUCACAACAUAUUUUUUGCUGUCAAAACCUUUAAGGAAUGGCAAUAUAGAAGAGAGAGUAGCUUCUGGUGUACGUUUGCAGAAACAGUGAAAAUCUACUGAGAUUCUGAGGCAUGCCAGAACACCCAUAAAGUUCUAGUCUUGAUUAACAGGUUGAGGAAAGCUUCGAGAGAUUUUCAGUGUUCAUAUUGCACUGCUGGUAGUGUUGGCUCUUUUAUCAAAGCUCAAUCUGCUUGUCAACCAUCUUAAAAAUAAAGUAAUGACCAGU